AUGGCAAACUAUCCCGACAAUGUCAUUCUGUUACUUCUUCAGAUUAUUUUAGAGAGACAACAAAAUCUUUCUCACAUUUUUCAAAACCAGAAGGCAAAUAAAGAGAAAUAUGAGAAAUUACUCGAACGACCAAUUAUAGAUCAAGAGAUACUGAGUAGAUUUGUUACAGAUAAGUUAGUCAUCAUGUAUGCACCUGAACUAUGUGAAAUGCAACUUCGAAGCCUAAAGACAUUAGUGCUAGAUAUUUUUAAUAAAGGUAUUGAAGGUGAGGAUAAGGAGUCUAUUUUAGUCAAUGUUAUAACGCUGGCUAAUUACUAUUAUUAUAAAAGGAUAAAGGACAUUGAGGAAACAAGACUUCCUGAAUUGAGAAGUCAAAUGAAAAUUAUACUAGAGGGGAAAACUUAA
Tetrapisispora phaffii CBS 4417 is the source of this 405-nucleotide messenger RNA. RefSeq names its product Swc7p (gene SWC7). The transcript has a single exon. The record is from RefSeq and is a predicted model, not a curated record. The coding region runs from base 1 to 405 and encodes 134 amino acids. Lineage: Eukaryota; Fungi; Ascomycota; Saccharomycetes; Saccharomycetales; Saccharomycetaceae.